UAAACCUCUUGGCUUCCUAACUGGAAGGUCGCGGAUUUGAAUCUCGGUGAAGACUGGAAUUUUGAAUUUCGACCUUUACCUUGUGGAAACCUCGACUUCAUUUUUUUUUAAGUAAAUGUAAAGCCUUAAAAUAGAUUUACUUAUCAAUGGGAGGCGUUAUGCUUUAGGUUGGAGAUACAUGUCUGGGUUUUAGUAAACAAGCAGCUUGGGGGUUUUACUUAGUGAGUCUCUUUGUAGCCUACGAGACUCCCUAGGCUGGCUGUUUAGAUCUAAUUCAUAGAAUUCUCAAGGAUUAAAUGAUUAACAUUAUUUUUUGUUUAAAUCCGUUGCGACAUUAGCUACAUUUAUUUGUCAGAACAAGUGUUUAAAAAAAAUCCAUUGAUUGGUAAGGUUUAUGGUUUCUUAUUCUAUUGAGUUCUUGUAAUGCUCCGAUAUUGGAUUGCAAGGAGUCUUUCUGACAUCACCAUUAACGUGAUUUCACUACUCGUGGACAGACUUACACAAUGAGCAUAUUGUGUUUUGUUACACUUUGACACAAGUGCAGAUGGACCCAAUACUGACUUCUUGUUGAAAUGGUAACGCCUUUAAAAAAAACACACUGCCAUAAUAUCAUAUUGUUACAAAUGAACAGUGAUAGGUAGAGGUCAACGUAUGACCCCGGCGAGAUGACACAGCAGCUAGUGUUCCCUGGAAUCUACAUGUACAAACAAAGACAGGAUGUGACGUGUCCACACGUGUUGUUCCAGGGGACGAACAGAUCUAAGUAGGGGGACAGUUACUAAUGAACAGUGACAGAUAAAGGUCACUACGUGUGACCCCGACUUGAUGACACUGCAGCGAGUGUUUUCUGGAAUCUACGUGUAUAAAUAAAGACAGGAUGUGACGUUUCCUGACAUGUUAUUCCAGAGAAUACUAGGAGUGUUUGUGCAACUUUGGAGAAGCGAUUAGGGACUCUAUAUAAGCCAGAAAGUUAAUGUGAAAGUCAGUCGUAUGGAGUCGUCAGUGAGCCGUUACAGUCGAUACAGACUAUGUAAGACGUGUGCGGCUCUGUGGAAGAGAAAUGUGUACGACUCGAUGCAAGUUAACUAGGGUAGAGUUAACUGGAGUGGACUACUGUCGUUAAAGUCUAUACAGCGAACUACAGUGGACUUGAGCCGUUACAGUCGAUACAGUCGAUGUAAGACGUGUGCGGCUCUGAUGUGGUAGACUAGAGUACGACUUGGUUCAGCUUUGGGAGACCUGGAGCGACACUGGGAAGUGUGUCGUUGGUCUGUUCUGUGGAAUACGGCUCGAUGCAAAUUGAGAAGAGAGGAAUUGCAACGAAGUGAAGAGAUGCAGUGCAACGAAGUAUAGCUAACUGUAAACUGACAGAUAUUGUACAGUCUUCUACGCUACACGUUACAGUAACGAAUUGUUAGAGUUAAUAGUCAUUAAAGUUAUAUGAAACUGAAAGUUUAGUCGUCAAGUUAUUAGAGUUAAUAGUCAUUAAAGUUAUAUGAUACUGAAAGUUUAGUCGUCAAGUUCUUUGCUGUGUUUUUAUUUGUGUGCCAACUAAUACAUCUAGCCAGAAGAUUCAGAAAUACGUAACAAUUGGUGUCAGAAGUGGGAUCUUUCUGGCUAGAAUGUGUUCCAUCAAACUUCUUAAUGAACUUGACAUGAAAGAACUUAGACAAGAGCUUCGAGAAAGAGGUCUACAGCUUAACGGAAAUAAGGAAACGCUUACAGCACGUCUCAGACAAGCCCUGUUGGAGGAAGAUGAGAAUCCGGACACUUGCCAAUUUGAAAUCAAACCUAAUACGAUGGAGCUCCUGAGAACCUUGCAAUACAAAAUGAACUCGGUGAAAGAGAGCAUUAAGGAGAUAGAAUCAGAAAUCAACACCAGAUUUUCUUCAUUUAACCAGUUGACCAAAGCCAUGAAUGAAAAUGAACAAAUAGCUACCACGCCCAACAAGACAGAAGAACAAAUAAAAGAUCAAACGAGAAUCAUGAUUAAUGAGCUGCUGAACACUCAGCAGUAUCAGAUUGAGUCGACAGAUGAAAGAGCUACACCAUUGAUGAACAGCGAACAAUUGUCCAACCAAGAAUGUGGCGAUACAGACAAUUACGAUAAAGAAGCUGGUGAUGGCUGUGCUGUCUGUGACUGUGAUAGCAAACCAAACGAAUGUGGCCAACAAGAAAUGAAAAGAGACGGUAGCUGUUUCUGUUUCAACGAAAAGCAGAAUGAGACCGCUGAAGAAACAAUAGAAGAGACCUAUAGUUUGACCGAAGCUUUAGCUACAGAUAAACCUGAUAUGAGUACCUCAACCAGCCAAACAGAUCAAGACAACGUUGGGUCUGCGUCCAAGCCUGUUGCUGUGGGCCUUAAAGACUUCUGUCUUCUAUCUGCCAGUGUCUACGAGAGGAACUCGAAGCUUGAUUACUGCAGCUAUGUGUUUGACAAGAACUGUACGUACGUAGCUUUAGAAGAAGACUGUGAAUGCCAAGAAAUACACCAGCAAGGUCUGGACUUAACAGAAGCUUGUCCAGCUGUCAAGAUCAGCGCGAGAAGCCCUGGUCAAAGUCAAGGAAUUACAAUAGAAACUGAUGCUGAAGUUGAUGGACCUUUGCACGUUGAAUGUUAUCAACCUGCCCCACAGUCGAGUCCUCCAGACUCGGAUGAAGGUGAUGACGUGUUUGACAACUUGCCUUCAAGUGGACUUGCAGCUCAUUCGCAUAGCACCCAUCGAAGAAUAAUGCUGAAACAACUUGUUAGAUCAACAGUCUUGAUGACUACAGCCAUGAAAUGCAAUACCUUCCUAUGUGCUAUGUGGCUGCCAUCAGCAUUAAUUGACAAGAGAGUAAGACAACGACAUCAACGCAACCAAAGAAAUUUCAAAUGGAGGAAGCGGAGAAAGCGACACAUGCAGAGUGCAAUGUGGAUGGCCCCAACAAGAUCAAGAUACAAACCCACCCCUUCUCCCACUGAUAGACCCCCACCUGCAUUUAUGAAACUCCAUAGCCCAUGUUGUUAGAAAACAAGCCCACCACUUCUCCCACUGAUAGACCCCCACCUGCACUAACGAAACUCCAUAGCCCAUGUUGUUAGAAAGAUUCUGUCCGGAACCAUCAGACCAAAGAAGAAAGCCUUACGAAUCAGUUGAAAGUAUGAAGCCACUAAAGAAUAAUCUAAGAACAUUCCUCAUUAGAAUAGGUUUGAUGAAGUAUAACAGAGGUUUUAGAAGAACGAUAAUCAAGUCAGAAGCAAGAAUGACAGAACUAGUUUAAGAUGCCAGAACUGUGAAGUGAGUAACCAUCUGAGAUAGAACUGUACAAAUAAAACUGUGCGAGAAGAGCAACCCAACAGGCAUCGUACAAACCCAAAGUCAGUUGCUGUUGUAAGAAGAACAUGUGAAUAAUGCUGUACUGUAAUGAACCUGGUCAUCUCUGAAGAAGCUCUGGAAAAAGCCCUAACCCAUCUGUAAAAAGAUGCUUGAAAAUGUAAAACUCAGCCAGUGAAGCACGAACUCGUUAGAAUGCUGAUGAAUUUUCUCGACAAGAGUGCCCAAUGUCGUCAUCUGAAGGUCGAUGUUUCCAUACCAAGAUUGAUGAAAACAUUUGUGAGGAACUGCUGAAAAAUGAGGAUUUGGCUCCCAUUCUUCUAUGGAAAGAAGAUGGACAUCGGCCAGAUUGAAAGAACAUCUCUGAGAAGGGGGCAACCUCCAAAGCUUCCUACUUGAUCGUCGAUCGAUUUCAUCAGUAUCGUGAUGAAGUAGAAUCUGUUCGGGACGAACAGAUCUAAGAAGGGGGCAGUGUUACAAAUGAACAGUGAUAGGUAGAGGUCAACGUAUGACCCCGGCGAGAUGACACAGCAGCUAGUGUUCCCUGGAAUCUACAUGUACAAACAAAGACAGGAUGUGACGUGUCCACACGUGUUGUUCCAGGGGACGAACAGAUCUAAGUAGGGGGACAGUUACUAAUGAACAGUGACAGAUAAAGGUCACUACGUGUGACCCCGACUUGAUGACACUGCAGCGAGUGUUUUCUGGAAUCUACGUGUAUAAAUAAAGACAGGAUGUGACGUUUCCUGACAUGUUAUUCCAGAGAAUACUAGGAGUGUUUGUGCAACUUUGGAGAAGCGAUUAGGGACUCUAUAUAAGCCAGAAAGUUAAUGUGAAAGUCAGUCGUAUGGAGUCGUCAGUGAGCCGUUACAGUCGAUACAGACUAUGUAAGACGUGUGCGGCUCUGUGGAAGAGAAAUGUGUACGACUCGAUGCAAGUUAACUAGGGUAGAGUUAACUGGAGUGGACUACUGUCGUUAAAGUCUAUACAGCGAACUACAGUGGACUUGAGCCGUUACAGUCGAUACAGUCGAUGUAAGACGUGUGCGGCUCUGAUGUGGUAGACUAGAGUACGACUUGGUUCAGCUUUGGGAGACCUGGAGCGACACUGGGAAGUGUGUCGUUGGUCUGUUCUGUGGAAUACGGCUCGAUGCAAAUUGAGAAGAGAGGAAUUGCAACGAAGUGAAGAGAUGCAGUGCAACGAAGUAUAGCUAACUGUAAACUGACAGAUAUUGUACAGUCUUCUACGCUACACGUUACAGUAACGAAUUGUUAGAGUUAAUAGUCAUUAAAGUUAUAUGAAACUGAAAAUUUAGUCGUCAAGUUAUUAGAGUUAAUAGUCAUUAAAGUUAUAUGAUACUGAAAGUUUAGUCGUCAAGUUCUUUGCUGUGUUUUUAUUUGUGUGCCAACUAAUACAUCUAGCCAGAAGAUUCAGAAAUACGUAACAAUAUGAUAUAAUAGACCUUUUAUCUGA
Messenger RNA from Biomphalaria glabrata, 4790 nucleotides. RefSeq lists its product as uncharacterized. Gene Ontology annotation, biological process: regulation of mRNA processing; regulation of transcription by RNA polymerase II. Gene Ontology annotation, cellular component: nucleus. The transcript is spliced from 2 exons. Gene Ontology annotation, molecular function: sequence-specific DNA binding. NCBI's taxonomy places the organism in Eukaryota, Metazoa, Mollusca, Gastropoda, Planorbidae. The coding region runs from base 1623 to 3011 and encodes 462 amino acids. The record is from RefSeq and is a predicted model, not a curated record.